Molecule: messenger RNA, 1536 nt
Organism: Exserohilum turcica Et28A
Lineage: Eukaryota; Fungi; Ascomycota; Dothideomycetes; Pleosporales; Pleosporaceae
Exons: 2
Coding region: 1-1536 (511 amino acids)
Biological process (GO): transmembrane transport
Molecular function (GO): transmembrane transporter activity
Source: RefSeq, a predicted model, not a curated record
AUGGACAGCGACGAGAAAAGCUCAGCUCAGAGUGCUACUAGCGAGGAACCGCCCGAAGAACCAUAUACCGUUUUCAGCAAGGGAAUGAGGAUAUGGAUUGUGGCACUGGUUUCCGUCUCGGCGUUGAUAUCGCCCUUUGGCGUCGCCAUGUUCCUUCCGGCACUCAACACGCUAUCCGAUGUUUUGCACAUUACUCCUGUGCAGGUCAACCUUUCGGUCACUACUUUCAUGAUUGCCCAAGGCAUAGCUCCAACUAUUUUUGGUACCCUGUCAGACAACAGUGGUCGGAGACUGACAUUUAUCAUCUGCUUCGUUAUAUUCUGCGUCGCCAAUGUCGGCCUCGCCCUCCAAACAAGCUACGUCGCGCUCCUCCUCCUACGGAUGCUCCAAGCCGUCGGCGGCACGGCCGCCAUCGCCCUCAGCAUGGCCGUCGUCGCCGACAUUUCCACAUCCGCCAAUCGCGGUACCUACAUGGGAUAUGCUCAAGCAGGCAUCCUCGUAGGCCCCGCCUUUGGCCCUACCAUCGGCGGCCUCCUCGACCGCUACCUCGGCUGGCGCGCCAUCUUCUGGUUCCAAUGCAUCUUCUCCGGCGUGCUCCUCAUAAUCUUCAUCUUCUUCUUCCCGGAAACGUGCCGCAAAGUCGUGGGCAACGGCUCCAUCCCCGCCAGAGGCGUAAACCGCUCCGUAAUCAGCUGCAUCCAAGACCGCAAGCAGCGCAAAGCCAACCCGGGAAAACACAUUGCGAGACCGCCCCGCCAAAGAAUCGCCUGGCCCAAUCCCCUCGCUACACUGAGCAUCUUCGCCGAAAAAGAAUCCGGACUCCUGCUGCUCUACAACGGCUUCUUCUUCACCGGCAUGAUGGUGUCGGUUGCCGCGAUCCCAGAUCUCUUCCACAACGUCUACGGCCUCGAUUCCCUCGACAUCGGCCUGUGCUACAUUUCCAACGGCGUCGCCUCCUUCCUUGCCUCCAUGACCAUGGGCCGCCUCGCAGACUGGAAUUUCCGCCGCCACGCCCACAAGCUCGGCAUCCCCAUUGUCCGCGGCAAGCAGCAGGAUCUCAGCAACUUUCCAAUUGAGCGUGUUCGCCUGGAAAUCCUCAUCCCGUCUCAUAUUAUAGGCGUCGUCGGCCUGAUUAUCUUCGGCUGGACCCUGUAUUUCCGAACGCAUAUCGCCGGCCCGGAAGUCGCUCUGUUCAUCAUGGGCUUUGGCAUUACGGGCGCGUUCAACGUUACCAACGGGUUGCUUGUAGAGCUGCACCGCGACAAGCCUGCUACUGCGACGGCGGCUGUGAAUUUCGCGCGGUGUCUGAUGAGUGCGGGUGGCGCGGCGGCUAUUCUGCCCAUGUGUCGCGCUAUGAAUACGGGCUGGGCGUUUACGUUUAUCGCGCUUGUGUACAUCUUGCUGUUGGGACUCGUGCUGUGGAUUAUGCGCCAUGGCAUGACGUGGAGGCAGGAGUUGGCCGAGAAGCAGAAGCAGAAGAUGAAGCUUAAAAAGGAAAAGGAAGACAAGGAGGCGAGGGAGAGGGAUACGGUUUGA